UAAACAUUAUGUGUCAGGUAAACAAAUAAUCUGUACAGCACAGUUCUUCGUAGCCUUAUUUUCUCUAAAAAAAGGUUCACUGCUGCCAUCUCAUGCCAUGGUAAUAAUGUUAUUUAGGAAGAAUCGAGAUUUGCCGCUUAGCUUGUGUGACGUCAGAGCUCGACUCACUCCGCAACAGAAUGGUCCCUAAUACCCGCCCACUUGCACACACAGAGACCCCUCAAAAUACAAAGCAGUCUCUUUUCUCCAUCCAAACCUACUGCUGUCUUAAAAAACCUCAAGCGAAGCAAACGAGGAGUCUAAUGCACUUGACGGCGAUCCCGCAGUGGUUUUGUGGUCGGACGCUUUGCGCAUUGAUGGGUCAGUUACAUUACACAGACGUCGUCGGGCGGAUUUAAAGACAUCGACCGAGGUGUCCGAGAUGCUCUGUGGCUAUUGCAAAGCGCCGAUCUCUUGUGAUACCGGCCGGGUUUUAUCAUGGUUUUCAGACGGUCAGCUCGGAGAAUGCGGUGGUUGGGGUGCUAUGGGCUGGGGCCCAUGUGGAAAGCACUUUUGGUAUUCCUGGUCAUUGCAUUCGCAGGACAGCUUCUGGGAGUCAUCUUCAAUAAAAGCUGGGUGCAGCCAGAGAGGUCUCGAUCCCUCUUUGCUCUUCCCUCUGAGAAUUUCCAAGGGUCCUCUCUGGGAUCUUGUCAGCCUCACACACACAUCAUGUUCCUGAAGACUCACAAAACAGCCAGCAGCACCGUUCUCAAUUUGCUCUAUCGCUUCGGAGAGGAGAGGGGUCUUAAAUUGGCCCUUCCUGUGGGGUACCAAUUUGGCUACCCGCUUUCCUUUAUUGCCCAGAGGGUGAAAGGAUACAGAGGUCCUCAUGUGGAAAAUUUUGACAUCAUAGGAAAUCAUAUGCGCUUCAACAGGCCAGAGGUUGAGAAGGUCAUGCCAGCUGACACCUUCUAUUUCUCUAUCCUUCGAGAUCCCGUGGCUUUAGCCGAAUCCUCAUAUGCCUACUACAAAAAUGUUGCCCCUGCAUUCAGGCGUGCCAAAGGGUUGGGUGAUUUUGCAGACAACCCUCAUAAGUACUACGAUCCCAAACUCAGAAACAACCAUUACGCCCGCAACUUGCUGUGGUUUGACUUUGGUCAGGAUCAUAACGCCAACUUCAGCCUACCGCUGGCCAGGCGUGGUGUGGCGGCAGUGCGACGAAAUUUCAGGCUCGUCCUUUUGUCUGAGUAUUUUGACCAUUCUAUGGUUCUGCUCCGCCAUGCUCUCUGCUGGCCUUUAGAUGCUGUGGUUUCUUUUAGCCUAAAUGCCAGACAGCAAGUGGCAAGUGGGAGGUCUGGAUGGAUGAGUAAGUCCGCACUUCCGGCCCCCUUGGGUUUGACAAAUGAGCAAAAACUGAAAUUACGGGAAUGGAACUCCCUAGACUGGCACCUUUACCAAGCUUUCAACCUCACAUUCUGGCAGGAAAUAGAGCGCUUCGGGCAAAGUCGAAUGGAGGCUGAGGUAGCAUUGCUUAGGACCAGACGGGAGGUUCUUGCUCGUGCUUGUUUACGUGAUGGUGGCAGGCCUGUAGAGGCCAGUCGCAUCCGGGACAAGGCCAUCCGCCCUUUCCAGAGUGGAUUAGUGAAGAUCCUAGGUUACGAGCUGCAGUCUGGACUAGACAACGCCACGUGGGAAGCUUGCCUACGUAUGAUCAGGCCGGAGAUUCAGUACAAAGACUUACUAGAUCUUCGGCAGUUCCCGCGAGCCCAGCAACCUCCAUGGCCGGACACUCUUGCUGGAGGACCUCCAGUAAUGAGGGAUUCCCCGGUACUCAGGACUGAAGAGCAAGGGGGAAAGAGGUUGGUAGAGAAAGACUGGGAUGGGACGGUACUGCUUCGGAAUCAAUCUAUCAAAAAUGCUGGUUCAAAAGUAAGGCUUAAAUGGUGAGCUAGUAGCACCUUUUUGCCUCGCUGUCAACUUUCUGACCCUUAUUUGGCUCCACAGGGCCUCUGAGCUGCACUAAAAAAGGUAAACGGAUGUCCAAGACUUAAGCUUAAGGUGUGCUUCAUUUUUUCACCUGUUACGUCUCACAUAUGGUCGUGCAUUCUAGCCUUCCGAAAUAGACUCUACUCUCCGUGAGCCCGUAUGGAUGCAUUUGACUAUGCAUUUGAUACGGACUAUGACUGCUUUGUUUUCCUCCACCUGACCUCCAGAAGAUGCACACAGGUUCUCACGUCCUGCUGCUGCUGAAAUUUGCACGAGACGUACUGGCAAAGGGAAAACUGAAGCAUGCUUUGGGCUUUACAGAACACCACUUUGCCAUUGACUCUUCCUUACCUUGCCCUUCAACAUUCUGUUUUAUACAAUGCAAGGUUUUACAGUGAAGAAGAGGUACAAUGAAGUUGCUGGAGUAAUAAAAGGAUAUGCCAGACAGUGGCUAAAUGCUAAUAUUGUGUGUAGGUAAAAUAAGCAAAUGUGACAUGCUGCUUCCUUGUCCACUAUGAACCACUCUGUAUGCACAUAGAAGUGAAUGUACAUGGUUCUGUGACCCUACAGAAUCUCUUUUUCACACACACACAUAGUAUUCUCUGUGUUUCUUUAAAAUAAAAUCUAUUAUCUUUAAUAAACAUACACCAAGGUGCAUCAACAAUUUAAUCUUGGAAAUGUAUUUUAUUUAAUAAGACACAGUGCAUAUCCAUUUACGGCAUGAAAAAGUAAAACAAAAGUAGAAUCACAGUCUGGCACUCUGAAAGAUGCAGAUACAGAUCAAGAGUGGCCAAAAUUAGAUUUUAUACCCAUUUCUAUGGGUAACUGUUCAACAGGAAUCCUAAUAGAGUUUGUAUUAAAGGAGACGACACUACAAACUUUGCUUUUUAUGCCACACAUUCAGUUUUAUGAAAAGAAGCUGAGAGUCAUGAAAGCAGGCAUUCCCUGUAACAAGAUCUGUCCUGACUCUUCACAUGAGUCUGCUAGAAUUACAUCUCCAGUUUCUAACACUGUGAAAUAAUAUAUCAUACAUGAAAGACAAAAUGGGCUGUAGAUCUCCCAAUGUCAAUGACUGGGCAAAUGCACUUCUUGUUACAGUAUAUUUACCUCUUGGUGUUUGCUUGAGGUCGAGUUUUGAUGUUUUGAAUAAAACAAAAUGUUAAUUGAUGGUGAAUGUUUAUUGGUAUGGUGAAUGCUGUCAGUGGACGCUCAAAGACAUGGCAUUUUCUGUCUAAAAAAGUUCCAAAACUCCAAAAUGGUUAUUUUGCCUUACAAUGAGUACUUUUGUGAAGCAGUGCUUUGAUAUCAAAGCUUGCUGUAUUUAUUAUGCUUUUGUAUACAGUUAUCUGUGUAUCUAGUCUAGUGCUUUUAUACUCUUAAACUAAACUGUGUUUUUCAUAUUGUGAGUGCUGAGGAAAAGUAGUAUAGACAUUUGACUGAAAUGCACUGUGCAAAUUGGCCCAAGUCUAAACAGCCAGCUUUUUGUAAUGCAAGUUUCAAUGCACAGUGCAAGAUGGCAUCUUACGUUACAAAUACAUUCAUUUUUUCUGUGCUAAUAUAAACGGCACUGAGGUAAGGAAGACACUCUAGAUAUGCUCAUUUUGGUGCACCUCUGGUGUCCUUUUAUGUGUAGUUACGAUGUAUAUGCAUGUUGAUAAAUAGCUAUCAUUAGCUUGUGUAAUUGACACACAACUCCACAUUUUGACAUGCAUUGUGAUACAACACGUCAUUUUAGUUUUGAUUGUAGUGUUGACCAUACACACCAAACAUUCUUAAGAAUUUGCGGAAUAAUAUAAACCAGCAGGAAAACAUCGGUAAACAGUCACUCAUUGGUGUAGUGGUCUCUUCAACUUUCUGAGGUUGCUUUAACAGCAUCAAUAGUGUAAGUUUAUAAUCAGAUUCUAGUCAUUUAAAUAUUUAUACCUAACUUUAAUUCAUUUGUUGAAAUGUAAAACGAAAUGAAAAAGAUGUUUACGUUUCAGUGUAGAACAGCUAAGCACUGCUGCGUCUCUCAGUGUUUCCUCGCAGCAAGGCCAUCAGCUUACAUUUAAAUGACACUUUCUAUAUUCAUAUUUGAAUUCAAUCAAUAAAUUAAAUUGUAUUAUUUCUGUCUCCCCAUACAUGAGACAGAAGCAAAGAUGCUAGCGUUAAAGCUAAGCCUAUUGUUUAGAUGUUUCUUUUGAGUAAAUUCAGUUACAGAAAAUGUUACUUAUUUUACACAGCUCACUGUAUCUUUUGUGAAGUUGAAGAGAAGACUUGUUAGCUCAUUUACAGUUUCUGUUAUUAAAUUGACAAGAUUAACGCUACGGAUAAACUUUGAAUGAUAUUGAUUGCAAGCAUUAAAUUCUUUUUCAUCUUGGCGUAUAUAACAGCUUUUACUUUCAUUCACCAAGGAUUGUGCUGUAUUACUUGCAUGUCAUAAAAAUCAGUAAAUAUUGGCCCGGUUUCAUAUACAAGGCUUAGCCUAAACCAGGACUAUGCUUUAGUUAAUUUAGGCUAUUUAAAUCGCUUUUAUUUAAAUGCCUUAUAAGAAACCAUUACUGAUGUGCAUCUUGAGACAAAACAAUGGCACUGACAUAUUUUAAGAUAUGUGUGGGCAAGUUAUUUUCAGUUAAGAUAGCUCAAAAUUAAUUUUAGUCUGGGACUAGUCUUAAGCCUUGUCUGUGAAACCGGGGUUUAGUGUCUUCAUGACUCUUUAGUUGGAUUACCUGUGGUACAGCAAGAAAGAUUGCAGUACAACCACCAAACCAAAGAGGUACUGAUGUGUCUGUGCUUGGAAUGUUAUAACAAAAAAGUAAUGUGUUUUUUUUCAGUAUUGAAAUGUUUGAUAAUAAAUUAAUUCAGAAGGUCAUAAAAGCAAGUCUGGAUGUGUGCCUAUUUGAUACAACUGAUGAAACUAUCACAGUAUUAAUCCAUCAUUUUUAUUAUUUUGGCAUGACAAAAAUAUGAAUCUAUUUUGUGCCAUGAUGUUUAUCAAAAGCAAUUCAAACAAGAUUGUUCCUGUCAUCGUUCUCUUUGACUGAGAUCUUUCAAACCUUUGUAAUCUAAAUUGUCAUUUUAUUUCGUUUUUGCUUUGUUACUUGAAUACAUGGAGAAACCUGUGUACAUAUUUGGGAGUGAUGAACCUGAUUUGGUUGUAUGUAUUAAAAUAAACAUUUUCAGUGAUUGCAGAGACUGUCAUGUGAUGAAUAUGUUUCAAAGUUAGCUACCAUUGGUAUCCUAUAAUGCUCCUCAAGAUUUCUGUACAAACCGAGAUAUGGUAACAUCUGAAGAAUGCAUGCUUGAUGUGAGCACCACAAAAAAAGGGUCUGAAACCGCCCUGAUAAGUGCUUACCAAUGUGACUUUAGCCACACAGAUCGAUAAGCAUACUCUGUCCACGAGCACUUCCAACAAUGCAUAAGUAACUUUAAGAUAAACUUUACACUGCAGUUAAAUGUGUACUUUGAUAGUCUCUACA
Molecule: messenger RNA, 5423 nt
Organism: Triplophysa rosa
Lineage: Eukaryota; Metazoa; Chordata; Actinopteri; Cypriniformes; Nemacheilidae
Gene: gal3st4
Product: galactose-3-O-sulfotransferase 4
Exons: 4
Coding region: 478-1926 (482 amino acids)
Biological process (GO): glycolipid biosynthetic process
Cellular component (GO): membrane
Molecular function (GO): galactosylceramide sulfotransferase activity
Source: RefSeq, a predicted model, not a curated record